AUGGACAUGAAGACUAUAUAUGGUCUUGUGGUGGAGGUGUUUUUGACAGGCUCUGCAGUCAGAACUAGCAUAGUCAAUAAAAUCCUCUCCAAUGGGCCCCACCUGCUGUGGGUCGAUCCAAGCCCACUUCUUAGUGUUGCAACUUUUCUAUAUCCAAGCCUGGUAAUACUCAUUUGUGCGGGUCAAACCCGUUUUCCAACCCCUUUCUCUCUUUCACGGCAAGGAACAACUGAGUGCGAGAGGUUCAUGGAGAAACUUGUAAUCGCGUUGGGCGUCUUCCUGAUGCUAGUCUCACUGGCCGGCCUAAUCGGAGUGUGCUGUCGCGUGUCGUUGCUCCUCUUCCUGGAGAAACUUGUAAUCGCGCUGGGCGUUUUCGUGAUGUUCAUCCUCAUUGUGCUUUUCUUCUGUUUCACUAUCUUCGCAUUCAUGGUGACCAACACGGGGGCUGGAGAGGUGACAUUGAGUAGAGGGUAUAAGGAGUAUAAGUUGGGUGAUUACUCCAGCUGGUUGCAGAAAAGGGUUAGUAAUUCCAAGAACUGGAACAAGAACAAGAGUUGUUUGAUGGACAGUAAGGUUUGCAAGUCUUUAAUUGAUGAUAAGGCUAACACCCAGGUUCAACAGUUCUAUCUCCAGCGCUUGUCCGCCAUUCAGGGAGGCUACGUCAGCGGAGAGGAUGAAACUCAUCCUCCCCGCGCAGGAUGCAAGUAUUACUCUUAG
Messenger RNA from Cornus florida, 717 nucleotides. RefSeq names its product tetraspanin-8-like. The transcript is spliced from 4 exons. Gene Ontology annotation, cellular component: plasmodesma; plasma membrane. NCBI's taxonomy places the organism in Eukaryota, Viridiplantae, Streptophyta, Magnoliopsida, Cornales, Cornaceae. Bases 1 to 717 code for a protein of 238 amino acids. The record is from RefSeq and is a predicted model, not a curated record. Gene Ontology annotation, biological process: auxin-activated signaling pathway.